AUGAAGCGCACCCAACCACAGCCCCAAAUCAACACCAUGUUACCUCCACCUUCAAAAAAGGCAAAACAUGUUUCCACUCCUUCCUCAUCAUCAUCUUCAACCAAACAAUCCCAAACACAUCCUCCUCCCUCUCCUUCGAACACUCCAUUAAAAUCUCAUUUACAAUCCAUGAAGAGAGUUUUUGAUCAAUUUAUUACUCUUAUGGAAAAAUCAACCACUCACUCAUCAUCAACACAUUUAAAAAUACAAGAGUGUUAUUCACAAAUGAUCUCUCAAAUCAUUGAAUUGAAAAAUCAACUCUCUGUUCAAACUCAUUUAUUGCCUUUAUUUGUCAAGUCAUCAACAACAACAACAACCUCUUCUUCUCAACAACAUGAUGAUUCGACUUUUUCUGGAUGGAAUGGACUUGAGGUAUUAAAAACUAUUUUUGAAUUUCAAAAUUAUAUUGAAUCCUUUGAAUCCAAUCAUCAAUCCAAAUUCAUCAUUUCACCAUUCUUUCAUCAAAUUAUUAAAUUAUUGGUUGAAAUUACAUCCAAUGAAGAAGGAUCAUUUGUUGAUGAAAAUGAAUAUCAAAAUUACAUGACAUUUAUGGAUUUAUUGACUCAAAAUGAAGAAUUUAUUAAUAUUUUAAUGGAUUAUAUCAUCAAGACAUUGAAUCAGUUGAUUGAAGCUUUGAGACAUGACGACGACAACAUGGAAGAGGAAUUUAUUAAUGAUUGUUUCUCUCUUAUUGAAAAUAUAUUUGAACAUGAUGAAGAGGCUAUUACUUUUAUAUCUAUGAAAAAUAUAGAAUUAUUAUUUAAAUUUAUAAGAAAUGGUAUUGAAAGGAGUAGUGGUGUUCAUAUUACUACUACUAAUAAUAAUAAUACUACUAAUACUAUCAAUGUGAAUACUACUCGUGCAAAUACUACUCAUGCAAAUACUACUCAUGCAAAUACUACUACUACUACUAUUAAUAGUACCACAUAUUCUGUUGAUACUACUCAUUCUCUCUAUUCUCAUUACACUCAAUUAUAUUUCUAUGAAAUUCUAUUUCUACUUGUAUCAAGUCAAACUUUAUUCAAUUAUUUACAUCAAGAAGAACAUUCAAGUGAAAUGAUUAAUCUUCUAUUAAAUGUAUUAAACAAAUUUAGAAUCAAUCAAAAUGAUGUUGUUGAAAUGGAUGAAAUGGCAGAGAAUUGUUUCAAUACUUUAGCAAGUCUAUUCACUAUGAGUGAUGAUUUUAAGAAAAUAUUUCAUGAAUUUGAAGGAAUUGAAUUAAUGUUAAAAAUAAUUAAAGAUAAGAAAAAGUAUCGAUUAGGAGCCAUGAGAGUAUUGAGUUAUUCGAUGGAGAAUUUAUUUGAAUUGAAUAUUCAACAAUUUGUAGAGAGUGGAGGAUUGAAAACACUUUUUGCAUUAUUUUCUAGAAUUGGAAAGAAGAAUCAAGAUGAUGAUCAGAUGGAAACAUUUAUUAUUAAUAUUUUAAUGAACAUGUUAUUGAAAUUGGUGGAUGAAAAAAAAGAUCAAGAAUUGAAAGAUCGAAUUAUUUCUAAAUUUGAAGAAUUAGAGAAAUCAAAAAUACUCUCUUCUCUCAUUUACAAGUAUUACAAGAAAGUUUAUUUAUUUGAUACAUUAAUGGAACACAAUGUUGAAGAAUUUGUUGUAACUUUCUUUGGAAUGGAUGAUGAAGAAUUCUUAACCACUCGAUCACCACAAGAAUUCUUUAAUUCUCUCUCUGAACAGGAAAUUUCUGAAAAGAGAUUAUCGAUGGGUGGAUUGUACACUCUUCAGAGAUUGUGUUAUGUGUUGGCACAUGUGUGUGCAUCGAAAAAGGUUUUGAAGUUUAUGAGUGAAGAAUUGAGUCGUGAAUACAAGAUUCAAAUGGAGACACUUCAGGGAAUUUUGAGAGAUUAUUUCUCCAUCAUGAUGGAGAGUGGUGAUGAGAGUGGUGAUGAGAGUAGUGGUGGUCAGGAGGAGGGCAAGAGUGGUGAUGAGAGUGGUGGUGGUGGUGGUGGUCAGGAUAAAACAUCUCUCAGUCCAUACCAUUCACAAUUAAUUCAACAACUCUCUCUCAGAGAUGAUGAUGAUGAACAACAACAGGCUGAACCAUGA
Molecule: messenger RNA, 2091 nt
Organism: Naegleria fowleri
Lineage: Eukaryota; Heterolobosea; Eutetramitea; Acrasida; Naegleriidae
Exons: 1
Coding region: 1-2091 (696 amino acids)
Cellular component (GO): spliceosomal complex
Source: RefSeq, a predicted model, not a curated record